This is a messenger RNA of Drosophila virilis, 2356 nucleotides long. RefSeq names its product zinc finger protein 628. Lineage: Eukaryota; Metazoa; Arthropoda; Insecta; Diptera; Drosophilidae. The record is from RefSeq and is a predicted model, not a curated record. Gene Ontology annotation, cellular component: nucleus. Gene Ontology annotation, molecular function: DNA-binding transcription factor activity, RNA polymerase II-specific; zinc ion binding; RNA polymerase II cis-regulatory region sequence-specific DNA binding.
UUGGCCAACAGUGCCAUCGAUUGUAUUGCCAGCUCUAGAUCCAUCCGCAAUUUUGGAAAUAAAUAAAAUAAAUGUCAAAAUAGUGCUAAUGUUGCGUGAGUUCGUUUAGUUGGUUAACGCAAUGAUUUGUCGCUUGUGCUUGAACACAUUGGACGAGCAGAAUGCCGUGCUGCUGUUCACUGGCGCCGACAACGAGAGCAACAGCGACAACAAGCCAAUACCGGAAAACUAUUUGGUUCAAUUGAUAUCGACGCAUUUAUAUCUCUGUCUCUCGCGCGACGAUGCCAUUUCGACGUCCAUUUGCACGGAUUGUUGUGCACAACUGGAGAGUUUCCACAAUUUCUGGAAGCUGGUGGAGCACAAGCAGACAACGCUCUGCAGCCAGUUCUUAGAAAUUGACUGCGAUGUUAACUGGUCGGAGGAGGGCGAUGCGACGGCCAUCAUCGAUUAUGAGCAGUACCCUGACCCUGACCCGGACCCGGACCUUGACACGGAGGCGGUCGGCGAUGAUACUCCAACAGUUUACGAUGCUCUGGUCAAAGAGGAAACCGAAUUUCACGAAUCAUACCUUAAGGUCGAUCCCAAGGCAGCGGCAGCGCACAAAUUUCCCUGCAUGUUUUGCGAGAAAUCAUUCAAAAUGCGCCGCUAUCUCGAGGAGCAUGUGGCCACGCACACCGGCGACCGGCCCAUUGCGUGCGCCUACUGCAACAUGGCCUUCCGCUGUCGCUCCAACAUGUACACACACGUAAAGACCAAACACACGACACAGUGGCAAAAGGCGCGCGCCGAACGCGAAUCGGCCAAGAUCAACAGCAACAACAAUGUGCAAAUCCAAAGAACCAUCAAUGGUGACAACAACGACAAGCCCGUUGAUGCAUUAAUGCCUGUGCCGCCCAGCGAGCCGAAGACCAGCACACCACAGCCGACACUAAAGAUGAAUGCAGCAGCGGCGGCGGCGGCGUCGGCGUCGGCAGCACCUCCAGUUCCAGCUGCAGCGCCCGCACCGCCGUCUUUGCCUGCGCCCAACGUGCUGCCAUCGUCGCCCAACAUUGUCAGCAUCAAGUGUGAGCCCAUGGAGGCCAUCAAUUUAACGGUAUCCAAAACAUGUCCAACGCCCGCCAAACGGGUGACACGCUCCAGCCGCCGCAAGACGCAUUCGCCCAAAAAGGUGCAGCAUACGGCGCGCAGCGCCAGCGAAGACAGCAGCAACGAGGAAUUCGCCGAUGUUCACGAGAAGCGCUUCAAGAGCGAGCUACAGACGUGCAAGGAAAACGAGCUUCUGCUGGCCAACUAUAAUGCCGUGGCCGCUGUUGUGGCAGCUGCCACGCAACAGCAGCAGCAGCGCUUCUGUGCCACAAUCAUGCAGCAGCAUCAGGAGCAGCUGCUGACAGCCAUGGCUGCGGUCAGCACCAGCACCAGCUCGGCGGCGGCAGCAGCUGCUGCUGCUGCUGCUGUGGCAUUAGCCAGUCAAAGCAGCACACCGGCUGUGGCGCCUGCUACCGCGCCCGCUAACGUUUCGGCAUUGGCAACUCCGGCUGCUGAGCCCUACACAUGUAGCAUCUGUGGCCAGCAGCUGCGCAAUCAGCGCGCGCUCAAAAAUCACCUGCACAACAAGCACAAUACGGCAACGAACACGACCGCGAGCACAUCCGCGUCCAGUCCCAGCCUGGCACUGCCCAUGUGUGCAAACUGCGGCGAGCUGCCCGGCCAGAAUCAUCGCUGCCUGAGCAAAGCCAAGUACGCCUGCGACGUUUGCGGCAAGUCAUUCAAGAUGAAGCGCUAUCUGGAGGAACACUUUGCCACACACACUGGCGUCAAGCUGCACACCUGCGCCUUCUGUCCGACGGAGUUUCGGUCCAAGUCGAAUAUGUAUCAUCACACCAAGCGCAAGCACAAACUGGAAUGGGAACGUUCACGGGCCAGCCGCACUGCGGCCAAGUCAGCUGCCGCAGAGCAGCAGCCGGAACAGGAGCACGAGCAGCUCGACGACGGAGUAGUCACAAAUUCCUAAUGCGAGAUCAUCUAAAGCAGCCCCCAUAUAUAUAUACAUAUAAUCAAUAGUUACUGUUUAGUGUGUCUAGCCGUAUGUACUUAUGUACUUUAACAUAUUCCGGGCUGGCAUAGACUGUCUAUCCGCUGUUCCAUGCCAGCCCCGAUACUGUUUUGUAUAUAUAUAUAAAUUACUUUAUGUGCUCCUCCUCUUAUGCCUUACCAUCUAGAUGUAAAGCAAUGCUUAAUCUCUGCCGCUCCGCCUCCCCCUUAAUUUGUCAUGCGCCAUCCGUAUAUAUAGAUAUAUAUAUAUAUAUAUAUAUAUAAAACUGCAUACACAAGUAUACAUCAUACAAUUUGAUAGAUA